CCACAGUCCGCUACGUGUUACUAUUGUAGAUAUGUCGGAGCAUAGGCUCUUCCGAUUCCCAAAGCCUCAGUGGCUCAACAACGCCAAUAGUCGAACGGCAGGCGUCUACAUCGCCGGAGCUCUGUUCUCUCUCGGCUUUUACUUCUUUAUCGACGCCUGCGCCUUCUCCAAAUCUAAACGCAAUGGUUCCGAAAUCCACAUCACGUUCAUCGACUGGAUACCUGGCAUUUGCUCUGCCCUCGGCAUGCUGGUGAUUAACUCAAUCGACAAGACCAGACUGAGUGCAGACAGUUUCAGCUAUUCUGGAAAUGGGGUUGCUUGGAAAGCCAAGGCCGUCCUGUUCUUCGGGUUUGCGCUGAUGGCUGGUGGAUUGGCUGGAUCAGUUAGUGUCAUGGUUUUGAAGUAUGUCAUACACGAAUACCCUUUGCAGACCCUUUGGUUCGGUAUUGCCAACGUCAUCGCAAACGGCCUCAUUAUGCUCAGUUCCGUCGUCCUAUGGAUUGUGCAGAACAUGGAGGAUGAAUACACAUACAAUCUUGCGCUAUGAAGACGGUAGUUGUAGUAGCAUAUAUCUCGAAUUAGCGAUGCCUCUGAGCAUAAUGAGUCUACGUCAAAUUUGCGGCGUAAGGAUCAGAUUUGUACACUACGUAUUCAUAUCAAUCAAGCUGUUGCCUUUCGCCAGACUUCUGU
Pseudovirgaria hyperparasitica is the source of this 690-nucleotide messenger RNA. RefSeq names its product UPF0220 domain protein. NCBI's taxonomy places the organism in Eukaryota, Fungi, Ascomycota, Dothideomycetes, Acrospermales, Acrospermaceae. The record is from RefSeq and is a predicted model, not a curated record. Gene Ontology annotation, biological process: protein targeting to vacuole; late endosome to vacuole transport via multivesicular body sorting pathway. Bases 32 to 547 code for a protein of 171 amino acids. The transcript is spliced from 4 exons. Gene Ontology annotation, cellular component: Vps55/Vps68 complex; fungal-type vacuole membrane.